Penaeus monodon (black tiger shrimp) is the source of this 2433-nucleotide messenger RNA. Its product is annotated as probable glutamate receptor. Gene Ontology annotation, cellular component: membrane. The coding region runs from base 116 to 2089 and encodes 657 amino acids. NCBI's taxonomy places the organism in Eukaryota, Metazoa, Arthropoda, Malacostraca, Decapoda, Penaeidae. Gene Ontology annotation, molecular function: glutamate-gated receptor activity. The transcript is spliced from 12 exons. The record is from RefSeq and is a predicted model, not a curated record.
CAGUAGUGUCAGUAAACAGUGACCGUCGACUCGCAAAGGCUCGUGGCUGGCUUGACUACUUGACAGAAUUCCUCAGUAUUUGCUGGCGUCCUCAGUGCCCUCCGACGCAGCCACGAUGGGGCAGGGGCUGCUGAGGCCCUGGGUCUUGGCGGCCUUCCUCGUCUCGGCGGUUACAGGCGCGAGGGAAUCCAUGAGUCAGUUUGUGAAGAUAAAUACUGGCAAAGCUGAUGGCGACGGAGGGAUUUCUGAGUCAGUUGGAGCGAUGGUAGCUGAAGCCCUGCUUGAGUGGGCACACGGAUGCCAUCUUGUCUUAAUACAGGCAUCAGAGUCACAGAUAUCGGGACACGUCACACGCGCCAUUUCCACGGCUUUGGGGCGGCGCUUUUCGUGGUGGACGUCGGGGCAAGGAGCGUUCUUCCGUCGCGGCCAAGAUUACGUCAAGCACCAUCUGUGGGGCGAAGCGGCCUUCCCUUGCCGGGCCCUCUUACUCGAUCUAACAGGAAAUGCGACUCGGAUUUUUAGAUUCCUCGAGACGUCCGGAGUAUCUCUGUAUCCGGAGAUGCGAACUGUGCUGGUGGGGCCUCAGCACCAGAUGGAAGCCGCGCUUCAACACCCAAGCCUUCGAAAUGCAAUCCACGCAGUCUACCUCGCCCUCAAAGAUGGCGUGAGAAAGGACGUGUUUGCUUAUCGGCGGUGUCUUUAUUGCGAUCACGGUGAGAUGGGGGUCCAGGUGCUUGACCAGUGGCAACUUAAUUCGGGUCCCUCGCGAUUCCCGAGUCCCUUUUCUGAAGAAAUUAACGAUUUCAUGGGUCACAAUUUUCGCAUCGUUGCAAGGUUUUACUUUCCGACCAUCGACUACACGCGAGACACGGACGAGACAGGAACCACAGUCACGCUGCGGGAUUCUCUCAACGCUCGCAUGCUCGUGGCCAUCGCCGCCAAGCUCAAUUUCACAUACGUUAUCCGAGAACCAAAGGACGGGGAGUGGGGAAUGCUGCUUGAAGGAGGAAACUGGACAGGUUUAGUGGGCACCCUUCAGCAGGAGGAGGCUGACUUCUCAACGACGAUCACCCCCACGGCACCCAGACUGCUGGCGAUGGAACAGGCCAGGAUUUACACGCGGGAUCCCUUCGUCAUCACGUCUAUGAAGCCCCGCCGUCUGCCGCAUUUCUUGGCUCUUGUGACCCCUUUCACAGGCACAGUGUGGUUAAUCUUGGCAAUAUCCAUUUUCUUGACGGGCGUGUCUCUCUUCGUCUUACUGCGGGCGUGGUCACACCUGUCAGGAAAACCCGUCUUCAGUCUGAGCACCACGCUCUUCUUCACGUGGGGAACGGUGCUGGAAGACCCGCCCACCGCCCCGCCCCAGAGCUCAACUGGCAGGGUGGUGGUGAUUUGCCUGGCCAUACUAAGUGUGGUUGCGGGUUCUGGCUACCGCUCCUCCCUGGUCGCGCACUUGACUGUUCAGCUCAGGGAAGCCGAGGUCAACACAUUCCACGACCUGACUGAACGCAAGGGCUGGCGGUGGGGCAGCGAGCUUCUCCUGGGGGCUUCGAGGUCGUACUUCGAGCUCAGCACGGACCCUGUUAUCCAAGAAGUAUUCCGGCGGAUGGAGACACACGACCUGGAUGAGAGCAUGGAAAUGGUGCUACAAGGAGGCUAUUCAUUCAUCACAACGAAGUUCCAGAACACGGCCGUGGUGGCGCUGCGGUAUACGAACGCCCUUGGGUACUCGCCCAUUCACACCAGCCGUGUGGAGUAUCCCAAGUUUGCAGGGACUUCUUGGGGACUGAGGAGAGGUGCCCCAUUCCGCCGGCAAAUUACAAGGGCGAUGCAGCAGCAAAUCGAAGCAGGCCUUAUUGACUACUGGCUCGGGGACGUGGUGAAGACGAGGGUCAUAGAGGAGAGGAAGGAUACGAACAAAGUCCAAAAGAAUGCCAUUUGGGAUUACAAACCUGAUGAUGACAACAGCCGUGUUCCUCUAACCGUGAGCCAUCUUCAAGGAGGUUUUUACCUCCUGUUCUUAGGUCACUUCAUUGCACUCGUCGUCUUCGUUGGGGAAAAGUGCUGCCCUUUAAGACUGCUAACAUAGAAAUAGUCAUAGAGUAUUUUUAGGAUAGAUUCCAUUCCGUAAUUUUUAAAUAAUGGAGAUUGUAAUUUGCAUCCUCACAUUUUCAUUUUUAAUGUGUAGUUUAUAAUAAUGGUGUGUAGUUUAUAAUAAAGGCAUUUAGUUUCUGUUAUAUCAUUAACAUAUGUGUCUAGAUAUUUAUUGCUAAAUAGCAGGACCGAAAAUCAGUGUUACAGGUCUUGCCUUCACCCACUAACUUCACUGGAUAAGUAUGUAGCCAUGUAGUUAGUUUAGAGUAUUGGCAAUAAAAUAUAAAUAAUUACCAUUCAUGCGUUACCUACAAUACAGUACUGUACGGCUGUAUAGUC